AUGGGGCGUCAAGGACACAAAGGCCGCGAGGCGAGCAUACAUGCCGCGCUCGACGACUUCGUCACGAAGCUCAAGCGCAAGCGGCUCGGGGGCAGCUCGCUGGCGCUGGCGAGGCACACCACCGAGGUGCUGAUCCACGCCGUGGCGGCGCAGCAGGCGCCCACGGCGGAGGGGAUCAUCGAGGGCGUGAGGGCCGUGAGCAAGAAACUGGUAGAGGCCAGGCCGCUUGAGCUGGUCGUGGGCAACAUGUGCAGGAGGGUCCUGCACAUCAUUCGCGAGGAGGCGGCUGGCGACGGGGGGAAGGCUAGCAACGCCGCGAGCGACGCUAACGACGCCAGCGACGGCAGCGACGACGAGGACAACUCCGUCCGCGGCGGAGCCAUGAAGGCGUUCAAAGCCGAAGUCAUCGAGGUCAUCGGCGAGCUCAUCGACGAGCUGGAAUCCGUCAACGCGCACAUCGUCCAGCAGGCCCUCGAGCACGUCUCGCCGUCCUCCGUCGUGCUCACCAGCGGUGGCAGCGACAUCGUCGAGGCCUUCCUCCGGGAGGCCAACAGGAAGCGCAAGUUUCAGUGCAUCGUCGCGGAGGGGGCGCCCGCGCUCGCCGGCCAUCAGAUGGCGCGAGCCCUCGCCGAGAGGGGGGUGGAGACGACGGCGGUGGCGGACGCGUCGGUGUUCGCGAUGAUGUCCCGCACCAACCUGGUGGUGCUGAGCGCGUGCGGUGUUUUCGCUAACGGGGGUAUCCUGGCCCCAGCGGGUCACCACACGGUGGCGCUGGCGGCCAAGUCGCACAGCGUCCCCGUGGUUUUCCUCGCGGGCCUUCACGAGCUGUCGCCCAUCGGCCCCGGCGACGACGCGUUCCACGCCAACGACCUGCGUUCCCCAGCGGACGUCAUCGACUACACCGCGCUGGCGGAUUGCGGAAUCGGUCGGAAUGGGUCAGGUAUCGACAGGCGCUCAGGGGCCCAGGCGGAAGGGGACGUCGCACAGCUGUGCGUCGCAAACCCCGCGUACGAUUACGUCCCGCCCGAGCUCGUCACCCUGGUGCUCACCGACGUCGGCGGCGCGGUGCCCGCGUUCGUGAAGCAGCUGCUCGGGGAGAUUUACGAUCCCGCGGACCGGACGUUCUGAUGUGCGAUCCGCCGCCGCGUGUGUGCGCGCGUAGAUGUAGCUCGAUUGUAACGGAAGACGGCGUCGUCGGUC
Molecule: messenger RNA, 1200 nt
Organism: Micromonas commoda
Lineage: Eukaryota; Viridiplantae; Chlorophyta; Mamiellophyceae; Mamiellales; Mamiellaceae
Exons: 2
Coding region: 1-1128 (375 amino acids)
Biological process (GO): translational initiation
Cellular component (GO): eukaryotic translation initiation factor 2B complex
Molecular function (GO): translation initiation factor activity; guanyl-nucleotide exchange factor activity
Source: RefSeq, a predicted model, not a curated record